Messenger RNA from Camelina sativa (false flax), 1373 nucleotides. Its product is annotated as syntaxin-23-like. The record is from RefSeq and is a predicted model, not a curated record. Gene Ontology annotation, cellular component: membrane; endomembrane system; SNARE complex. Lineage: Eukaryota; Viridiplantae; Streptophyta; Magnoliopsida; Brassicales; Brassicaceae. Gene Ontology annotation, biological process: intracellular protein transport; vesicle-mediated transport; vesicle fusion. Gene Ontology annotation, molecular function: SNAP receptor activity; SNARE binding.
UCUCCUUCGUUACAUGUAAAUGUGACAUUUCACGUUUUUCUCAAUCUCUCCCUCCACCAUUCACGUUUUCUCUCAGUUCUUUCCCAGAGAGAUAGAAACAUAGCCCACCGGGGAUUCUGAGUCACGUCCUCAAUCACAGUUACUGUGAAAACAAAACAUAUAUAAAAAAUUCGAAUUAUUCAUUUUCUUGGGAAUAAAGAGUAGGAUUAUUUUAGUGGUGGGGUUUUCGAGGCAAGAGAGAGAGAGAGAGAGAGAUACAAAAGGAUGAGUUUUAAGGAUUUAGAGGCAGAAAGAAAAACAUCAUUUGCUUCUUUAAUGAGCUUCAAAAGUGGUGUUGGUGGUGGUCGACAGGAUAAGAUUCAAGAUGUUGCUGCAGGUGUCUUUAAGAUCAAUUCAGUUGUUUCUAUGUUCCAUCAUCUUGUCAACACUCUUGGUACUUCUAAAGACACCCCUGAGCUUCGUGACAAGCUGCGCAAGACGAUAUUACAUAUCGAACAACUUGUGAAAGAUACGUCGACUAAACUUAAAGAAGUUAGUGAAACUGAUCAGCAGAGAGGUGUUGAUCAAAGGAAGAAGAUUCUGGAAGUUGCAAAAGACUUUCAAGCUGUAUUGAAUGAGUUUGAAAAGGCUCAGCGUCUAGCUGCUGAAAAAGAAAUUGUGUAUGCUCCUCUUGUCCGCAAGCCAUCUCUUUUCGCAAGGUAUACAGCCAGUGAGGCAGAUGUGAAUGCAGAGAAGGAUCUGGAGCAGCAGGCUCUUCUUUUGGAAUCAAAAAGAAAAGAACUUGCACUUUUGGACAAUGAGAUUGCGUUUAAUGAGGCUUUUAUUGAGAAAAGAGAGCAAAAGAUACAAGAAAUGCAGCAGAAAAUUGGCGAGGUGCAUGAUUUCUUCAAAGACAUGGGAGUGUUGGUACACAAAGAAGAAGCCGUGAUUGAUGUGAAUGCUGAGAAGGAUCCGAAGCAGCAGGCUCUUCUUUUGGAAUCAAAAAGAAAAGAACUUGCACUUUUGGACAAUGAGAUUGCGUAUAAUGACGCUUUUAUUGAGAAAAGAGAGCAAACAAUACAAGAAAUGCAGCAGGAAAUUGACGAGGUGCACGAAAUCUUCAAAGACAUGGCAGUGUUGGUACACGAUGAAGAAGCCGUGAUUGAUGAGAUUAAUACUCGCAUCCAUAACUUUCAUGCUGCAACUGCACAAGGAAAAUCCUAGCUCGCUAGAGCCUUUAUGACUCAACGAUCAUAUUCUUCACUGGCUUGCUUGCUCUUGGUAAUUUUUGGUAUCGUGCUCAUGAUUGUCAUUAGAGCAUGGCCAUUGCACAUCCUCAAAUGAGUGUCUCUAUCUUUUAAUAAUAUGAAAAAUAAUACUAAUCUCUUCACAUC